This is a messenger RNA of Strongylocentrotus purpuratus (purple sea urchin), 1368 nucleotides long. RefSeq names its product three prime repair exonuclease 2-like. Gene Ontology annotation, molecular function: 3'-5'-DNA exonuclease activity; nucleic acid binding. Gene Ontology annotation, cellular component: cytoplasm. Bases 83 to 994 code for a protein of 303 amino acids. The transcript has a single exon. Lineage: Eukaryota; Metazoa; Echinodermata; Echinoidea; Camarodonta; Strongylocentrotidae. Gene Ontology annotation, biological process: DNA catabolic process. The record is from RefSeq and is a predicted model, not a curated record.
UUCAUAUCAUAGAUACACAUAAAUACUGCACUGUCACUCUGUUGGAACACUGCUUUUCAUAACUGGGCCAUAGACUCGGAGCAUGCAGUCAUUUUCUUCCGUCUCAACACCAGCAUCAGUAGCCAUGGAUGGCGCAGUAGCUACCACCAUCAAUAGCUUUGUCUUUGUUGAUUUGGAAACCAGUCAUCUGGAAAGUUGUGAGCGGCCAAAAAUCAUUGAAAUGAGUCUGUAUGCAGUCCACCGCACCGGACUUCUUCACCCGGCUGUCCUCUCGUCAAUAAACGGGGCAAGGAGAGAGGACGCAACGUACGAUCUGUCUAAAGUAUCGUUGCCAAGAGUUGUUGACAAAUUAACUCUUUGCUUCGAUCCCCGAAAGCAGACAAGUCCGGAGACGUUUGGGCUCAGCGGCUUGGACAACUACAAUCUUGGCGAGAGCAAGAAGAUGUCCCUCGAUAAAGAUAUAAUCUCCAUGCUGAAUAUCUUCCUGAAGCGACAAGAGGGGCCAGUUUGUCUGGUUGCGCACAAUGGGAAAAGAUUUGACUUCCCCAUGUUGCGAACAGAACUAUCCAGGCUGACUGCAGGGAAACUUUUUGAGGGUCUUUUUUGUGCAGACUCCUUGGAAGGCUUCACAUCUAACUUUGCAACUGAUACAGAGGAACCGAUCUCACUGAAACGAAAACUACCUACUACCGGGAACAAUCCCAGCACCUCUUCUGAUAACACACCUGAACGGACCCUCACUAAACGCCCGUCCCCUCCCCCACCCCCAAGAAAAACAAAUCAGGAAUACCACACUAAAUCCCCCCAAAUCUCAUAUUCUCUCACCAACAUCUUCGAGAGAACAUUUGGAAGGGAACCACCAAAUUCUCAUUCCGCUGAAGACGACGUUGCAUCUUUGAUCAAGGUUCUUCUCCCGAGAGUGGAGGAGUUUGUAAACUGGGCGGACGUGCAUGCUGUACAAUACAAGGAUAUUGGACUCUAUUAUAAGCCUUAGCCUCUCACGCCCAGACGUAAGUUAUUUUGAUGACUGAUUGUUAAAACUGAUGAUUGUCAAAUAAUGUUCAUAAAAUGUAUUCAUACAUGUAAAGUUAGAAAGUCUCAAAUCAUUUUUGAAGUGCUGUGGAAACAACUAAACAAUAAUUGAUGAUGUGUCAUAAUUUCGAAUACGUGUACAUAUACAAGUACAAUAAUUUAUGUUUUACAUUAGUCUGUUUAAAUUAGAUGUAAAUAAUAUAUUGUUCGGCUGUAUAUUGCAUUACAUUCUGUAUAGUGAUUACAACUUCCAAAAUUUGGUAACACUUGUAGAUUGUCUAAUUUUGUUUUUUCUCCUUUUCAACUCAACAGUUCGUUUGAUUUUCUCAAUUAGAA